GAAAUUGAAAUUGUGAAGCGCGUACGAGCGAAAAUUUGUGAAAAAAUUGUGGAAAAGACGUAUUUUUACGGUUAAAAAAUGUAUAAAAUUAUAAGAGUUAUUGUGAAGUUUUGAUAAGUUAUAAUAAUUUGUAGUUAGUGAGUUAAUUUAUAGCCACGAUUAAAAAGUUUGAUUUUUGUUCGCUGCCGUCGUCGAUGUCGCAGUCGCUGUUGCGCUCGAAGCCGCAGCGAGGACGUCGCGCCCGUCAUCAACGUUGCUAUACCUAGUGCGACCCGAGACGAGAAGAAGCCGCCGCUGCUUCUAUUUGUAUUGUGUAGCCGACGUAUUUGCGGCGCGAAUGGACGAAUGUUGUGUGAAUGAGUGCGUGUGCCACAGAAGUGGCAGUGGCAAAACGCGCAGAAAUAUAAAAGAAAUAAAUUGAUUAAAUAUACACAGGCAAUUAAUAGAAUUGAAUCGUAGUUCUGGUUCGAUUUUGUAAAUAAUAUCUAAUUGAAAUGUGCUCUAAAAUUGAUUUAAAGAUGAAUGUAGUGGAAUUAUACUGAAAAUUUUUAGUGGAUGUGGAAGGAGCAAAAGUAAAAAAAAGUGUAAAACAAAGAUAAGAGGUUAAGCAGAAGAAGUAACAUUUUUUCUGUUUCUAUUGGGAUAUCAAUGUCAUGUGUGCGAAAGAGAGCAAUACUGGAUCUAGUUUGACAGCAACAAACCAAUAUAAAUCAUAAAAAAGGAAAUGGUGUAAUGAAGAAACGCGAACAAAGUGUAUGAUAAAAAGGAGAUUCAAAAGAGGAGUGCAGUGAAGUGUGUGAGUGGGAGAAGUGGAACAAACGGAAUUGGGAAAGAAAACAUAAAAAUAACUAUUCCAAAUGCAGGAAGCAUCAACAAAAUGGAUAAUAAAACAAUACAAUUGGAUUUCAAAUUACUGGUUGGGCAGUCGCUAAAUCUGCUCGAUAGUCUUGACGCUGUAUCACAAUGCGAUGCGCUUCAUUAUCUGCUAAGAACGCUGAAAUGUAAAUAUCCCGAAGCUUGUGAACGGGUGACAAGGGCUCUUUUCCCCCAUAUCACCGAUGAGUUUGCUAGUUCCACAAAAACCGCAAACAAAAAACAAUUGCAGCUUCAAUUGUUGCUCACUGCCAAAAAGGAAGAGAUUAAAACAGAAGAUGAAGGCUCAACAGAUCUUAAUCAGAACUUUGAGAAGAUCCUUUGCAAGGAGGAGAUCAUGUGUCUCGACGAGGACGACGACGACAUGGUUGGUGGCAUGGACCUGCAUGCCAAUGUAGAAAAUUCUUCUUCCAAUAAUAGACACUUGCAUUAUAACAGCACACAUGCUCUAAAACAAGAUCCGCUCGAUUUGAUACCCUCGUCUAUUAUAAAUACGAGACACCUGACAAAAGCGAAUUCUAGUGCCACCUUUGAGCAUGCAAUUGUGGGUAAUAGUGUUGGCGCCAUUACACGUUUAGCUGGCGAUGACAGUUAUAACAGUUGGGCUGAACUGGCGUCUUGUGAUCAGGAGAAAAACAUGACACGUCAUAACACCAAAAACAAUAAACACAAUAAUUAUCCUAGAUUGCUUAGUGAAAAACUCGUGCUCAGUAUUGAUGAGCGAUGUAAUCCAACUACGAAAGCGAAAGAUGACUAUUACUUCUAUCCAGAUAAUGAAUGGACCAUACACUAUCAUCACAGUACGGGCGAAUUUAAUGUCCGAGCCUACAAACAGCUAUUUCGAUUUCGUCUACAAAAAGCGUUAAGCGAAGAACAUAAACCCUUCUUGAAAAAAUUCUACAAGAAUUUCAUUCUAUCUGGACAGCUAUUGGGCACGCGACCGCCAUUACAUGUCCUUGAAAAAGUGCGGGAACAGCGUUUGGAAGAAUGGCAACAGUUACGUCUGCGCAAAUUGGCAGCAGUUGCAGCGGCUGCAGCGUAUACGCAGCAACAGCAAAUUUUACCUGCGAUCACAUUUGAUUCGGAACUGGAGUCCGAAUCUGAGUCGCAAAUGUCUACGUCGGUAGCCGCACCUGAAAUGUUGAAAUUCGAGGAGAUUACCGAAGAAGAUGCGGGCGCUGGCCGUCUGGUACAUGGCAUGAAAAUGGAGCCGGAUAUCGAAGACGUGUUAGGCGGUGGUAGUAGCGCAAGCGGUAGUGGCCAUAGCAAUAGUAGUAAUGGCGGUGCCACUACAGAUUUGCAAACAUUGGUUGCCACGACGCCAGAAAGUGUGUCGACGAUGACGACAACGGUAAACAAUACUAACACUGCUUCAUUAGCGGGAGGUGAGAGCACGACCAGCGGUAGUUUGAGCAGCAAUAGCAAACCUUUACUACAUAAUCAGCAGCAACAACAAGGAAACAGCAACCUUGUGAUAAAUGGCCUUACAGCAAGCAAUAAUAUAAAUAAUCUUAGCUACAAUAAUCAGCAAUUACCAAAUAUUGUUGGUGAUCUUCCAAGUGUAGCUCCCAAGGAGCAGAAUCAGAAUCCACAAUCUCUGCAGGGCAUUAGUACGCAAAUCGAGCGACAAAAUAGACUGUUGGAACAACGACAAACGAAUUUCUCCAAUCAAUAUCUACAAGAACGAAAUGAACAGCCGUUGAAUUCUUUACAUUUUCCGACGCUAAACGAUGUCGCGCGAGAGAAUGUUUUAGACAGCGCUACGCUGGAUAAUGGCAGUAACAGCAAUAUCAAUAUUAAUAAAAUCGAAUCGAUGCUCUUGCCAGGACUGAAUAAUUGUAGUAAUAGUAGUGGUAGCGGUAGUGCUAACGGUCCUGGUAGCGAUUCUACGGCGAUGAAAAAAAUGCCUGAAAGUCUACAUAACAAUAUGCUCAAUGCAAACCAGUCACAUUUUCUGGGACUUCAGCAGCAGCAGCAACAACAACAACAACAGCAGCAAGAGCAACAGAGGCUAAUAAAACAAAAUCAAAAACAAGAUACCCCGCAACUGCUGCAACAGCACCGAAACGUUAAUGCAAACCUGCAGCAUCCACAAACGCACCCGCUAACAUUAUUGGGUGGCAUGGCUGAAAGUGCGCAGCAUCAAUUGCAACAGCAACAGCAGGAACAACUUCAGCUGCAACAACAGCGCAUGCAGCAACAGAGCACAAAUACAGCUGCGUUCAUCAACAGCAUUGACAAUAUACUCAAUAACGGUAGUUUGCCCGCUGUGAUGCAACAGAAGCAUCCACAACAGCAUUUUAGUGCAGAGCUGUUGGCGCAAUCGCCAACACUACAACAGCAAGGUGCGCAGCAAUCCCCACUAUCCGCACAUGCGCAAAUGCAGCAGCAGCAACAACCACAACAACAAAUGCAACACACGAUACCAAUGUUGCAUAUGCAUCAGCAACAUGUGGACACGCUACAACAACAACAACAGCAGCAUUUGCUUUUGCAGCAGCAGCAACAACAACUCGCUGGCACGUCUUCCGCUUCCACCGCACCAACAUCAGGAGCUUCUUCGUCAAUGUCAAGCGCACUCUCAACGACGCCUAGCAACAUUUUGUCCGGCAUUUCUGCAUCAGCAUCAACUUCCGGUUCGAUUUCGUCAGCUUCGUUGAACGUAUCGUUAGGACUGGAUGAUAAUGAUUUAUCGCACGAUGAGGAUGAUGACAUGGAUGAACAUGAUUUGGACGACAUGGAACCGAAGCAACAGCUUAUUGAUGGCGGUAGCAGCAGUAGCACUUCACUGCAAGCACCGCCAGGUAGUACCGGAGCCCAAGGCGCAGCCGGCACUGGUACGAAGAAAGCAAAACCCAGUUAUCAAUGUUUGCAGUGUCCAAAGUCGUAUCGAAAACGAAAAUCAUUAUUGGAUCACUAUAAAAUACAUCCAGGUUUUUGUCAUGAUUGUGGGCAACCAAAUGGAACAUCUUUGGAGGAAAUAAUUCAUCACAAUCGAACAGUGCAUGCCAAGGAGUUUCCAUUCGUUUGUGACACGUGUGGCGAAUCCUACUCGCGUCGUCAACAAUUUCAUGCCCAUGUUGAAUCUCACAGCAAGAAAGAAUUCAAAAGUGAGUCUUAUUCGUGUAUAGAAUGCGGGCAAAAGUUUCCACACAAGAAACUGCAUCAACAGCACUUAGACACGACGGGUCACAAGGCUGACGGUGCUAUUUGCGAGGUGUGCGGUGCAGAUUUCCCCUCAAAAAAUGCACUUUAUCAGCACAUCAUUCGUGUCCACAAAAAAGACAACUUUUUCGAGUGCCACAUUUGUCAGAAUCGUUUUACUUUGAAAGCGAAUUUGGAACGCCAUGUACAGCUGCAUACGGAAGUGAAGCGAACAUAUGUUUGUGAUAUUUGUGGUUCAUCGUAUUUUACAUAUCCGGCACUGAAGGAUCAUUAUAGCAAUGCGCAUACUGAUGCAUCGGAAUGUAAGUGCACUUUGUGUGGCAAGCGAUUUGGCUCAGUAAAAUCACUGCAACGGCAUCUGCCAUCACACUCGGAAGAGCGACCACAUUGCUGCUGUUAUUGUGAUCAGACCUUCAAGUGGAAAACUCAUAUGGUACGUCACAAGCAAACCGUACACGGCAAUCAGCCAUCACCGAAGAAAGUCAAACGUUUUGCCAAGGAUGAAGAAAUGGUUCCCACGCCAGAUAUGCCGGGCCCUCCUCCCGCGAAAGUUGCGAAGAAGUCCACUACGAGUAAACCAAAGCAGCAGGCGCAGCAACAGAAUCCGCAACAACAGCAGCUGCAGAGAGGGGUGAGCAAUGUAUCUACACCACCGCCACUCUCCACCACACCCGGUACAUCUCAGCAGGAUCCUUUUAAUGCAUCAAUGAUUAGCAACAGCAGCUCCCAAUCAUCCACUGCGUCAGCAUCGGCGUCACAGCAUUCACUGUCAACCAAUGAAUCCCAACAGAAUUCCAUGUAUACUCAGAGUUUUAAUGCUGAAAAAUUGAUUGGUCAUCAGGCACAACAGCAACCGCAGCCGCAGCAACAGCAACAGCAACAACAACCACAACAGCACCAGCAACAACCACAAUCGCAACAACAAACAGUGGCACAAGUCCCGCCACAACAUUGCAACCCGGCAGCGGUGGCAUCGGUACAUCACACACAACAACAACAACUUCAACAGCCACAAUUACAGCAACAACGGCCAACACCGCCACCCGCACAACAGCAACAACAUCGUCGAACACCCAACACUCCGGAUGGCAGCGUGAACAGUGGCCCCGCUGUACUAGGCGUGGUUGGUGGUAAUGCCAAUGUAUCGGGCAAUAAUCUUAUGUCACGGCUAAAUAAUUUCGGUUCUUCUGCGACUGGAGGUGUCGCCAAUAUAACUGGUGUGUCAGAAUUCCACUUCGACCCUAAUCAUGGUGCGUCUGCAGGACAAAGUAAUGCCAGUGCAUAUCAGCAACAUCAGUUAAUCAAUCAAUACCAACAGCAGCACCAUCAACAACAACAAGCUGCAUCAUCAGCGACCGUGGUACAACAGCAGCAACAUCUGCGUAGCCAUACACCGCAAAGUCCGCACCAACCACAUCCUCAACAACAACAACAACCACAGCAACAACAUUUCACUUCACCGCAUCAUAUGCCUGCGACACAGCAACAAUUACAUCAUCAGCAAAUGCUGCAUCAUCACCAACAAAUGCAGCAGCAGCACCAACAACAACAACAACAGCAUCGUCACAAUCAACAACGUUCACCGUUGCAUCAUGCUACACCCGCUCAACAGUUGCAGCAGCAACAUCAUCAGCCAUCACACUCGCCUCAACGGGGACGUUUGCAGUCGCCACAACCACAGCAAUCGCCGCUUCAGCACCAACAGCAACAGCAACAACAACAGCAGCAGCAGCAAUUGCAACAACAACAACAGCAGUACGCGCUGCAGCAACAAGCAAAUGAAGCGCCUUGGGCUAAUAUUGGAUUUGGCGCCAGUGCGGUAAGUGGUGUUAGUGCUCAACAACCUCAACCCCAGCAGCAGCAACAACCGCCCACUCAGCAACAACAGCAACAGGGUGUCGUUUCUGCCAGUGGCGAGCUGAAAGACAAUCCCGCCAAAUUUUAUAUUGUUGACACGCCUGAUUUUCUUGGGCUUCCCAUGAAUGUCGGUUCAAAUGGUGUUCCUUCCGGCACAACCACACCGAAUUCACAUACUCAACAACAACAACACCAGCAGCAGCAGCAACAACAACAGUCGACAGUUGGUCCAAGUGGUAGUGUGAGUAACAAGCAGCAAGAACCACAGAUUGGAGGCGAACUUAUGAGUUUUCAAAGUAUGUGGCCAUCCGCUGGAUCUGCUGCCUCGCAAAUGAUGUUCAGUGGAGGAGCACAGCAGCAACAGCAACAACAACAGCAACAGCAACAAGCACAACAACAAGCGCAAAGUAAUGCACCAAGCGGACAAGCUGGUGCCGGAAAUGUUGGCGCGGCUGACCCGCACAAUUACAACAAUAUUGGCAGUAUCCUAACGAAUCUCAUUGACACUGCUCCAACUUCAAUGGAGUAUAAUUUUGACAUAAUGCAACCAGGUGGCGGGCAAAUGGGCGUUUCACAAUCUCAAGCGCAGGCGCAGCAACAGCAUCCACAAAAUUCACUUACUGCCCACCAGCAGCAACAGCAACAGCAGCAACAACAACAAUCGCAACCACAACAUCCGCACUCUGCUCACCACCACCAGCCGCAUUCACUUCAACAACAACACCAUAGCGCCGCUGCUGCAGCUAUUGGGAACUACGGCACAGCCGGAUUGAUGCGUCACACCAGCUUAUAUGGCUCUCCGAGUGGAGCUUCGCUGUAUGACACUAGCGCUGCGGCGGCUGCAGCUGCACACCACCACCAUCAUUUGCCUUCCCAUCAUCCCGGUUUAGGGGAUUUAACGGAACAACAAAAGAACAGUUUUCAACCCUAUCAUCCACAUGCGGCAUCACAUUCACUUGGUGGUCAUCAUCCACUUGCGCCAACCGCACAUCAUCCACUCGCACCACAUCUAUUGCCGCCACCACCGCAUGCAAGUAUCUACGAUCGCAGCGUAGGCAGUGGUUAUCCUACAAUGCUAAUGGGUGGCGGUGGCGAUGAGCAGAAAACUGUGCUGCCGCCAAUCAGUGAUUACAUGCAUCACAUACAACAACAGCAACUGCAGUCACAACACCCGCAACAAUCGGACCUAGUCUACUAUCCAGUGAAAAAUGAUUGACACCUAAAAUAGGGCGGGGCGUUGGGUGGGAGAGCAAUGACAGGUGAACAACAGUGUUUAAGCGGCAAUAGUAGCGGCAUAAGCACUUAUGGUGCACCAAAUCGGUUGAUGGCAGAACAAUUGAAAGUAAGCAUGAAUAAUCACACGCAGCAUCAACAGCUGCAAACAUUCAGACAUUAUCACAAUCAUAAAGCCGGAGAUGCACAUGCGCAUGCGCAACUACCACUACAUCACCAUCUUCAAAACUAUGCUUCUGCACAUCAUCAGUCACCGCACGCAUGGUGGCAUACAAUGACAGCGCUUGGCGCCACGCCGCCCGCAAUAACCGCACAAGCUGCAACAGCCACAGUUGCUGCGGGCGGUGUAGAAGGUGUAUUGGGAGACGAUGUUAGUGCAGCAACAGCUAUAUAUGCAUCAAACGCAACUAAGAGAGGCGAACAUUUCUUGUAAGCAUAAGUUAGAUUUAUAAGCUACAACAAACAUAAUAUAUAAAUAAAACUAUAUUAAAAAAACUUUAA
Messenger RNA from Bactrocera tryoni, 7629 nucleotides. RefSeq lists its product as uncharacterized. Gene Ontology annotation, cellular component: nucleus. The record is from RefSeq and is a predicted model, not a curated record. The transcript has 8 exons. The coding region runs from base 878 to 7111 and encodes 2077 amino acids. Gene Ontology annotation, biological process: regulation of transcription by RNA polymerase II. Lineage: Eukaryota; Metazoa; Arthropoda; Insecta; Diptera; Tephritidae. Gene Ontology annotation, molecular function: RNA polymerase II cis-regulatory region sequence-specific DNA binding; DNA-binding transcription factor activity, RNA polymerase II-specific.